Molecule: messenger RNA, 985 nt
Organism: Eutrema salsugineum
Lineage: Eukaryota; Viridiplantae; Streptophyta; Magnoliopsida; Brassicales; Brassicaceae
Product: agamous-like MADS-box protein AGL14
Exons: 8
Coding region: 161-829 (222 amino acids)
Biological process (GO): positive regulation of transcription by RNA polymerase II
Cellular component (GO): nucleus
Molecular function (GO): RNA polymerase II cis-regulatory region sequence-specific DNA binding; DNA-binding transcription factor activity, RNA polymerase II-specific; protein dimerization activity
Source: RefSeq, a predicted model, not a curated record
AAAGACUCAAUCCUUGUCUCUCUCCCUCACCUCUCUCUCUCUCUCUUAUCAAACGCAUACACAAAAACAAAGAGGGUAAUUUUUUUUUCUCAAAUCUGGUAUAAAUUUCUUGUUGAUCUCUUCUCUAUUUAUAGCACAAGGGUAAAUUCAUAUAGAAGAAAUGGUGAGGGGAAAGACGGAGAUGAAGAGGAUAGAGAACGCGACGAGCAGGCAAGUGACUUUCUCCAAGAGAAGAAAUGGACUUUUGAAGAAGGCUUUUGAACUAUCUGUCCUUUGCGAUGCUGAAGUUGCCCUGAUUAUCUUCUCUCCUAGAGGCAAACUCUAUGAGUUCUCUAGUUCUUCCAGUAUAACAAAAACAGUGGAACGAUAUCAAAAACGAAUACAAGAUCUCGGCUCUGACCAUAAGAGAGAUGGUAACUCACAGGAAGGGAAAGGCGAAACCUAUGGCUUGGCGAGAAAGAUUGAACAACUGGAGAUUUCAAAAAGAAAAUUGCUGGGAGAAGGACUUGACGCAUCUUCUAUUGAGGAGUUACAACAAUUGGAGAACCAGUUGGACCGAAGCUUAACCAAAAUAAGAGCCAAAAAGUACCAAUUACUACGUGAAGAAAUUGAGAAGUUAAAAGAAAAGGAGAGGAACCUCAUUGCAGAAAAUAAAAUGCUGAAGGAGAAGUAUGAGAUGGAAAGAGGAGGAACAGUAGCAAGAACAUCACCAUCAUCAUCAACAUCAGAAGAAGUGGACAUAUAUGACAAUGAAAUUGAAGAAGUGGUGACUGAUUUGUUCAUUGGACCUCCUGAGACUCGACACUCCAAAAAAUUUCCUCCAAAUUAAUUUAUCUUUAUACAUUCACCUUGAAAAUAUUAUCUCACAACUUUGAAUAUUAUGAUGUCUUCUCUUUUCUGAAGAAAAAAGAGGUUGAUUAAUGUAAGGGACCCUUAAUGUAAUUAGUUUUUUUGUCUUUGUGUGUGUAUCCAAUAACAUCUUUUA